AAGACAGUCUUAUAUGUGACAUUAUGGCAUUCUUUAGAAUUAUAUUGACAGGUUACGGUUAAUUUUGAGAUGGAUAAAAUUAUAAUUGGUCGUAUGUUUUACAGUUGAUAUCAGGCUUAAGAUCUGUCAAAUUUGAAAAACCAGUUUUAAAUUUGAAAUAACAGAAAAAUUCAAAAAAAUGAAAAAUGUUCAUUAAUAUCCUCAUAUUUUGCUUUCAUUUCCAUCAAGUAAAAGGGUUUGAAAAUUAUGAUAUUCAGGAGUCAGGACGAACACAAUAUCAAUUGUUGCAAGAAAGAGGAAGAUUGCCUCAUUAUGGAUCCUGUUGGAAAUCUGCCCUCGAAUAUUUGGAAAUUGGAUGUAAAUAUAUUACUGAACAAAUACAAAGUGAAAUUGCACUCCAUCUUACAAAUUGCUUUUUGGCAAUGUCUGGUGAGGAUACAUAUAAUUGCCAUUCUGAUAAAAAAUAUAACUUGAGAGCGAUAUGUAUAAGCAGUAUGAAUGAUAGGGCUUUCAAUGUGUAUACAGAAUUUUACACACAUACUCAAAAUAUGUGUGGUUUCCUACAAGGACAUGUAUGGCAGGAAAUGAUUGCCGAAAACACCAUGGUCGUUGGAAGACAAUUAGAGAAAAGUGCACAACAUCAAAAGGAUCUCUUAGAUGCUCAAAAAGAAAGCUUUAAGUUACAAGAAAAGAUGUUGCAUCACGGAAAAGUGUUGGAAAAUAUUUUAGAAAAUUUAUUUGCUUCUUUCAAGGAGCAUCAUGAUAUAUUAAACUUAUUAUCAAGAACCGUAGCGGAUUUAAGAAAUUGGAUUAUUGGAGAAAUGUCUUGGUUUGAAUCAAUACUUUUCUAUGCUGCUUCUGUUGUUAUAAUUUUAAUUUUAACAUCUUCAUAUAGAACUAAUUCAGCUAGAUUAGUAAUUUUAUUUUUGCUUCUUAUAAACUAUUUAGUUGAAAGAUUAAUAUGUUUCAUACAUGUUUUCCUUUCUCAUGAGGGUAGUUCAAAGAUAUAUUCUGAAGUUUACAACUAUAUUUGGAUUUCUCGAUAUUGCUUUAUGUAUUUAUCUUCAUUUAUAUUAUUAUAUUUUAGUAUUAUAUAUAAAGAUAAUUCUACAAAGCAAUACAAAAUUCUUUGUUCAAUUCAAGAACAAAAUACAGAAAUUUUGAAAAUACUUCAAACUUCACAAAAAACUUCAAAAGCCAUUGAUAGAAUUGACAAAUUAUAUUUAAACAGAAGUAAUGAAAAUAUUGGAGAUAAUAGUUUAUUGAAAUCUGCAAAAAAUAUUUCUAAUAAAUUACAAAGAGUAGGUACCUCGAGUGGUUCUAUUAAAGAGAAAUCUAUAAAUACUCUUCGUUCUGUUAAUACCAAGGAUAAAUAUAACCUAGACGUAUUAGAUCAGAAUCUAAAGUUCACGUAUACAAAGUGAGUCAUGAGGUACUUUACAUAUUUCUACCAUAUGUAGAGUCACUCAGGGAGGAUAUCCCAUGCCAAUAAAAAAUUUCAACACCUUUAUUAAUUUAAAGGGUGAUUUUUAAAAUUAACCAUAAAUUUUUUUGACCAUAGUGUACACAACUCAUUUAAUUUUGUAGAUUUUUUCAUGAUACAUUACACUACUAUCAAGCAUUCGGUGAUGAUAAAAUAUUCAGGUUGUAGGCUAAUCAACUAAAUUUCAAUUUUUCCCUUAUGUAAGUAACAUGAUCUUUGAUAGUAUGCAGUUCACUUUCACAUUUAGUUUCGAGUUUGGGGGAGUUGGAAAUUAAAUUUAAAAUGGCAUAUUAAAGUUUUAUUUGCAAAGAUUAAAAAUUUAUACUACUUAAAAAGAAAAUAGAAUUUCACAUCCAAAUCCCAAUAUUUUCAUCCCAAUUUCAAUUAAGAUAUUUACUUAUGAAAUAACUGUUCUAUUUAUUUUACUUCAUUUUGGAAACCUCUCAAAUUUAUUUAAAUAAAUUGGCAAUAGAAUUAUGUACUAAUUAAUUAUGAUUGGGUAGUAUAACUUUCAUUAUCUUGCUUAUGUCUUGAAUAUUGAGUUAUUUUGAUAUUUAUUUAUUUAUGGAUUCAAGUUUUCUUUGAAUGAAAUUGUUAUUACAAAACGUAAAACGUUAUUUAAAUAUAAUUAUUAUGCAAAUCUAAAAAAUGUAAGACUAAAUCACAUAAAAACUUAACUGCGACCUUUUUACAAACAAUACAACCAUCAAUAUUCUCCAUAUUCAAUUUUAUAUAUACUUGAAUAUAUACAAUUGUUUAAACAACGAACCCAACACACUGUAUUUAAGUUCAAAUUUUUUAUAUAGUGUUAUGUAAUUGGAUAUUAAAUUUUUUUAGUUUGUACUAUUUCAUUUCUUAUCUCCAAGUGAAAAACUGUAAAAAUUUCAUCAGUAUUCACAUAAAAGGACAAUAAAAAUUCUAAACAAUAAUGUUAAUUUCCAUAGAUUCGCUCUGAUUUAUCGUGUACAUUUUAAAAAUUUCCUUCGACUUUUGUUGACCGCUGAUAUACUAUAUAAAAUCUGAUUACUAUUUGUCUGAUGGUAUUCUAUUUGUUAGGUCUCAAAUUAAGGAUUUUUAAUUUCAAUAUAUGGUGAUGGAUUAUUAGCAGCAGUAUUUAUUUCAACUGUUUUCAAUUUUAUUCUGAGGCUCUUUUUGAAAAUUUACAGUUUAAUAAUUUUCUUCUAAUUCCAGAAAAUUUUCAACUAUUUUUGUCAUCUCAAUCAUGAUUACACAAUUCUACUGGAUGUAUUGUUACUUGUUACUAUAUUGUUACUUCUAUAUGUGUGUCAUUGACAUUUCUUGUUGUCUUAGACAUCGGCUCUGGCUUAGAUAUUUGGUUUGGUCGGAAAACUUGUUUUCUCGAACCAAACACCUGUGCAUUGAUUGUAUAAUUAUGACGUUGUUGUGAAAGUUUAUAUUAAUUGGUUGACUCGGAAAUUUAUCAUUAUUAUUAUUUUCACUAUUCCCUGGAUAAAUAAAUUGAUUUUUCUGUUAUAAUUGUUAUUAUUUUUAUGUUGACUAAUCUGAUCAUUCCUUAGUAAAUUUAAAUUUUCUUUAAAAUGACUAUUAUUAUUUCGCGACUUCUAAGGAGUUAGGUUUCUACAAAUACAUAUUAUUUCUUAUUAUGCCUGAACAUCCUACAAUAAAGAUGUUCAGCGCAGUUUUCUCGCAAUGAUUUAUUUGGUAGUUUUUGUCUAUUUCACUUAAAUUAAAAUCAUUUCUUAUCCGUUGUAUUGUUUGACUUUUCAACAAUUGUAAAUGUAACUUUUGUUCCCAAAAGUUUUCAUUUUUAAAUGGUAUUGUUAAUUCUUGUAAAAUACAGUCGGGGUCACGUCUGUUAGCAAAACAUUGCUUUAACGCUUCUUCUAUUUUAUGCUAUGUAAUUAAUUCCAUGCUAUAUUCUACCGUGUCCUCAGCUUUUCCAGUUAAUUUUUCCUGGAUACAUUCCAAAACAUGAGUGUUUAUAUAAUGAUCAUUGUAGAUAAAUUUUGAUAAUCUCUUUAUAGUAUUACUGUCUCCGUUGUACGGCUUAAAAUUUUCUAAUUUCAAUAAUUUCCAAUUAAGGGUUUUUGGGUUAGCCGUGGCCAUUUUAAAUGAAUCGGAAUCAAUAAUGAUAUUCAAUUUAUUAAAUGUAGUUAGUAAAUUUUCUAAUUCUUUAAUAAAAUUAAAAAGUGAUAAAUCUUCUCUUCCUUGCCCCAGUUAUAGAUAAGGAUAGAGUUCAAAAGGAAAAAUACAACAAAAUAAGGAACUUAGCACGUUCAGGCGUUCUGAGGCCUAUUUCUUGUCCCUUGUAGAUCGUAGGUCUUUAUACUGCUUAUAAAAAUACGGAGUCGAGUUGUUUAUUGCGACAAAUCGUAAAAAAUUCACGACAGCACGAAUCCUACUGACUGCGCCAAUUGAGGAUUUUACUCCUUGAAAAACUAUUUUUAAAAAACUUUAUUCACAAAAAUUGACAAAUUACAAUAUUGAAUGAGUUUUAAUAAUUCAAUCGUUGAAAUUAAUCUGAUUCGUUCAACAUUUUUUUUCGUCUCUCGUUACCAUUUGUUUACUUUUUUCGCAAAACGGGUAAUCUUUUGUUAUGUUUAUAGCAUAGAAGAAAUAAUUUUGUAAAUUACGAAAAUCAAAAUUCUCAUAUUGUUUAUGUUUUUGAUC
Diorhabda carinulata is the source of this 4135-nucleotide messenger RNA. RefSeq lists its product as uncharacterized. Lineage: Eukaryota; Metazoa; Arthropoda; Insecta; Coleoptera; Chrysomelidae. The transcript is spliced from 2 exons. The coding region runs from base 186 to 1424 and encodes 412 amino acids. The record is from RefSeq and is a predicted model, not a curated record.